AUGAUGCUCACUGGUAGCUGCAUGUGCGGUGGGAUUAUUUACUCUGCCGAGGUUGAAAACUAUAUUUCCGCACUCUGUCAUUGCACCGACUGUCAGAAGUGGACGGGCGGUGCAUUUACAUCGAAUGCAGUUGUUCCUCGGGCCGGGUUCAAGGUUACGACAGCAUCUUAUGACACGACUGGUGCCAGCGGAAAGGUCAAUAAGCACUUCUUUUGUCCCACAUGUGGAUCCGGUCUGUUCACAGAGCUGGAGAUCAUGCCUGAGAUGACUUGCAUCAAGGCCGGAAGUUUGGACAAUGGUGAGGCAAGCCUUGGAGGCAAAAUCGAAAUCGAGUUCUACGUCAAAGACCGUCCGCACUAUCUUCGGGCUCUUGACGGCGCCAAGCAAGAACCGGCGUUUGGCUGA
This is a messenger RNA of Xylona heveae TC161, 405 nucleotides long. RefSeq lists its product as hypothetical. The record is from RefSeq and is a predicted model, not a curated record. The transcript is spliced from 4 exons. NCBI's taxonomy places the organism in Eukaryota, Fungi, Ascomycota, Xylonomycetes, Xylonales, Xylonaceae. Bases 1 to 405 code for a protein of 134 amino acids. Gene Ontology annotation, molecular function: carbon-sulfur lyase activity.